UUCUCUCAGUUUGGAGCAGAAGCUCAAGCGCGUUGGACGUCGAACACCUUCUUUCGCGUUGGUCAUUCGCCACAGAAACGGACGAACGGAUGGUGGUAGCUCGAGUUUUUAUUUCAUUUGUCAUAUACAAGAUAGUCGUAAAGAGACCUUUUGCUCUUUGGAAUCCGGGUAUUCAAAGCGUUUUACCUUUAGGUUUGUUUCUUCGAUCUUGUGGUUGUGCAUGUGUAUGCGGGUCUUUGGAGGCUUUUUUGUUUUCUCAGUGGAGUGACAUUGUGGAAGGAAAUUCCGUUUUUUUGAUUGAGUUCGACAGGAAGUUUCGGAUUGGGGGUCCAAUUGUGCGCCAAGAUCGUGUAAUAACAGUGCUCAGGUGAAACUUCCUUCAACCUUGACGAAGCUGUGCGAUUGUUUGUGAAAAGAAUAAGCAAGAAGAUCGCGCCUUGCAUUUAGAGGGUGUGCUUGUAACGGUGAUCGUCAAAUCAUCCAGGUGAAUAGUGUGCAUAGUUUAAACAAACAGUGUAUGGGUAAACGAUCAACCGCCAUAGAAGAACAAAAAGAGAAGAUCAUCAUCAGUGUACUCGCCUAAAGUGAUUGCGAAAUACCCCCUGUGGUACCACCUCAGAAGAAGAUUGAGUGCUAAAGUUCUGCUGGUUCACCAGUCAGCGUCAGACAGAAAAAAAACCAUGGGAACGAAGAUAGAAUACGUCGACUCGAGUCACAUGUACGCGACCAACUACAUCAGAAACUCGAAGGCGAUCGCAGUGCUGUGGGCAAUUUUUAGCAUUUGCUACGCGAUCAUCAGUGUUGUGGCGUUUGUCACACCCGAAUGGGUCGGCGAUUCGGACUCGGACGCCGGCGGGCGGCUCGGCCUGUGGCAAAUCUGCCAGAAAGAUGACCUCAACGACAGCUGCAGCGGCAAACUCGAAGACCUGCUGGCGAUGCAGUCCAUAGCUUUCCAGGUGGCCACUGUGUUCUGCGGUUUGGCCGUCGCUACAUCGGUUCUAGCGAUCUGCUGUCUGCUGUUGAUGGUGCUCAUGAAAUCGACCACAGUUUUUCACAUUUGCGGUUGGAUGCAAAUGCUGUCCGCCCUUUGCAUGGUCAUUGCGUGCGUGUCAUUCCCAUUCGGAUGGAAUUCGGACGAGUUCCGGAAGAUUUGCGGCCCGGAGUCCAACCGCUUCGAAGUGGGCCUGUGCGGAUUACGGUGGGCCUAUCCACUAGCAAUCAUAGCUUGCAUCGAUGGAUUCAUCUUGGCCACUCUUUCGUUUAUCCUGGCUACGCGACACGUCCGGUUGCAACCGGAGCCGCAGUAUCAGAGCAGCAUGUACAAAGGUGAAAUCAACAACGCCUACGUUACAGAUGCCGUUAGUAUCGCCGGUUCGCGCAAGUCGUUGAACUUGCAACCGGUCCUGUUGGUAGCACCACCCCAUCACCACAUGAUGACCGGCAACGAUACGCUCUCGAGUCGGACAGCCAGCCGUUACGGAGGACCCCGACCGGACUAUCACAGCUCGCUGCAUCAGUUUCAGCUAUAGUAGGCGGACGAACGAGUCCCCGUUGCUGUGGUGACGGGGCUAAUGCUUUUGCUGUAUAGUAAAGAACGAUAGGUUUAUAGAAGUUGCUGAAUUUUUCCUCGUGCAAUGAGAAAUUCAAACCGUAAGAGAAUUUUUCCGACUCGAAGGUAUGAGGUGAAAUGUAACUAUUAUAACGCAACUGACGUUAGCAUCGAACAAAGCGGAAACAACGUAACGUUUAGCAAAGAUAUAACGGUUACUAUCCGUUACACCCAUUCCAAUGGUUACGAAGCGUUACUGUGAGUUGCAAGCAAUAGCUUGUGUGCAAUUUUAAGUAACAGCUUUCAUACCCCCUUGGAGGCAGUGUUGGCAGAUGGUAUCAAUUUAUUGCAUAUUAAUUUAUUUCUAACUCGAAGUAUUUACACUCUCCUUGUGGGAUUAGUUUUCCGAAGGUGAACCAUUUUCCAAACGCACGGCAAACAUUUAAAUACUCGUUCCAGAUCAUGUGCGAAACGAACUGCAUAGUAUUUCUACUCCUAUGAAUUGUUAUCUAGCAUUUUAUUGUAGUGUAGGUAUUUUAGCGUGAAAUAUACGAAAUUUUAAUUUUAA
Aedes albopictus (Asian tiger mosquito) is the source of this 2117-nucleotide messenger RNA. RefSeq names its product LHFPL tetraspan subfamily member 3 protein (gene Tmhs). The record is from RefSeq and is a predicted model, not a curated record. The coding region runs from base 681 to 1529 and encodes 282 amino acids. Gene Ontology annotation, biological process: sensory perception of sound. Gene Ontology annotation, cellular component: plasma membrane. The transcript has 7 exons. Lineage: Eukaryota; Metazoa; Arthropoda; Insecta; Diptera; Culicidae.